AUGGUGGCCUCUGAUGAGCAGACCUACCUGGCCCUCCCGGGACCGGUGGCAUUCUCCAGAUCUCGCGGUCGUGCAAUUGCUCUAGAUAUCGGAGCAAUUGAUGUUCGAGCCCAAUGGGUCCACUACGUCCACACGGCCCAACCUCUGCAGGAAGCUCAAGAAGCAGUCCUUGAGCAGCUCCUUCGAUACGGUGACAUUGUCGAUAUUCCUCCCACGUUCGAGCCAACCGAUGGCGCCGUACAAAACUUUUAUGUCUACCCGAGAGUCGGAACCAUUUCACCAUGGAGCUCGCAGGCAACUGGAAUCUCUCACGUCUGCGGUCUUUCGACAUUCGUCAAGCGCAUCGAACGAGGCUUGAAAAUUUCAGCACUCUUCUCCGAAGGCUCGACACCGGAGGAAGGAUACUUGGAGCGUCUUCAUGACCGAAUGACACAGGUCAUUAGCCAAGAGGAACCCGACCUCGCCAAAGUGUUUUCAGAUCAUCCACCGCUUCCAUUAGAGACUGUUCCUCUUCAUGCCGGAGACAGGACCCCUACGGAGAUUCUCCAAGAAGCAAAUAGGCGUCUGGGCUUGGCAUUGGAUCAAUCGGAAAUUGACUAUCUUGUUGCAGCAUACGCAUCGAACGGCCCUGUGCCCCGCGAUCCUACCGACGUCGAACUUUUCAUGUUCGCUCAAGUCAACUCUGAACAUUGCCGUCAUAAGCAGUUUAAUGCAACCUGGAUUAUCGAUGGCAAACAGAUGCCCAACAGCCUCUUCUCGAUGAUCAGAAAUACACACAAGAAGAAUCCAGAGUAUACAGUUAGCGCUUAUAGUGAUAACGCAGCUGUGUUGCAAGGCGAGAAUGCUGGAUUCUGGGCUCCAGACCCUACAACCCGCGAAUGGACUCAGACCAAGGAGCAGGUUCAUAUACUGGCCAAGGUCGAAACACACAACCAUCCUACUGCGGUUUCCCCAUUCCCCGGUGCGGCUACUGGCUCUGGUGGAGAGAUUCGAGAUGAGGGAGCUGUCGGUCGAGGUUCAAGACCAAAGGCCGGCUUAGCAGGAUAUUGUGUGUCUGACCUUCUCAUACCAGAACUCAGACAGCCUUGGGAACUUGAUGUUGGAAAGCCUCAUCAUAUCGCAAGCAGUUUGGAUAUCAUGCUUGAAGCUCCUAUCGGCAGUGCAGCCUUCAACAACGAGUUUGGACGUCCAUGCACGGCCGGAUACUUCCGGACCUUGCUCACUGAGCUUGAUAUCGGAAAUGGUCAGAAGGAAAUUCGAGGAUACCACAAACCAAUCAUGAUUGCUGGCGGCGUAGGCACUGUUAGACCCCAACAUGCUCUCAAAGAUCCCAAGUUGGUCAAGCCUGGGUCUUUCCUGGUUGUUCUAGGUGGUCCGGCUAUGCUUAUUGGACUUGGUGGAGGUGCCGCGUCGAGUCUCGCUUCUGGAGAAGGAUCUGCGGAUUUGGAUUUUGCUAGUGUCCAGCGUGGCAAUGCAGAAGUCCAGCGUAGAGCCCAAGAGGUUAUCAAUGCUUGUGUGGCAAUGGGAGAAGACAGUCCGAUCAAGUUCAUUCAUGAUGUUGGUGCUGGUGGCUUAUCGAAUGCCCUUCCGGAAUUGGUCCAUGAUGCCGGUCUAGGCGCAACGUUCGAACUCAGAGAAAUCGAUAGUGCCGACCGUGGCAUGAGCCCCAUGCAAAUAUGGUGCUGUGAAGCCCAGGAGAGAUAUGUCAUGGCCAUCGGGGAGGAAGGAAUGAACAAGUUCACUGCCAUUGCCCGUCGCGAGCGUUGCGGCUUUUCAGUUGUUGGAAGAGCCGAGCAAUCCCAACAAUACGAAGAGAAACGACUUGUUCUUUUGGACAGAGAUUCAAAGGAAUAUCCCAAGCCUAUCGACCUUCCACUUUCAGUUCUUUUCGGAAAACCCCCCAAGAUGACUAGGCAGGUUGAUUCACGAAAGCUGAAACAACCGGCCUUUGAUGCUAGUCUCUCGACUUACCUCCCCGCAGCACCAUCAGAGCAACGUCUCUUCGAAGAAGCUGCUAGCCGAGUACUUUCUCUUCCUGCUGUUGGAUCUAAAUCCUUCCUAAUUACUAUUGGUGAUCGAACUGUUGGAGGUCUUACUGCUCGAGACCAGAUGGUAGGACCCUGGCAGACUCCAGUUUCUGACGUAUCCGUCACCGCUACCUCCCUUACUCAAGGCAUAAGAACCGGAGAGUCUAUGGCUAUGGGCGAGAAGCCUACACUUGCCCUCAUCUCACCAGCUGCUUCGGCACGUAUGGCUGUUGCAGAGUCCUUGAUGAAUAUCACGGCCGCAGACUUGUUUGAUCGUCUUAGCAGAGUUAAGCUCUCGGCUAACUGGAUGUCAGCCAGCAGCCAUCCAGGAGAAGGAGCAGCAAUCUAUGAAGCUGUAGAGGCCAUCGGUCUCGGUCUGUGCCCUCAGCUUGGAAUCAGUAUUCCUGUCGGCAAGGACUCCAUGUCGAUGAAGAUGAAAUGGAACGACGAGAAGACAAAAGAAGCCAAGGAAGUCACUGCACCAUUGUCCGUUGUCAUUUCGGCUUUUGCCCCCGUUCAGGACUUCAGAAACACAUGGACCCCUACGCUUCACAGUUUCGAGGAUGUUGGCGAAACCGUUCUCAUGUUUGUUGACCUUGCAUGUGGUCACAAGGCUCUUGGUGGUUCAGCUGUAGCGCAAGUCUUCAAGCAAGUCGGUCAGGAGAGUCCUGAUGUCCGUGAUGUAGAACUUUUCAGAGACUUCUUUGAUGCUACGCAACAGCUCCAUGAACAGGGCAUCGUGCUAGCAUACCACGAUCGUUCCGAUGGUGGUCUCUUCACGACAUUGGCUGAGAUGAUGUUUGCUGGACGUUGUGGCGUUGAGAUCAUGCUUGAUGAGUUACAAAAGGAAGGCGAUAUCCGAAGCACUAUCGAGACUCUCUUCAACGAAGAGCUUGGAGCUGUUUUCCAGGUCCGAAAGGCUGAUGAGAUUCGAUUCCGAUCGUGCUUCGCUACAUGUGGACCACCACCUGGCCUGAUUCGACGCAUUGGCCGUGUCUCCCAGAAACCAAAACAGAAUCUCACCAUCUACCACAAACACAAACUGAUCUACCGCCAACCCCGUGGAAAGAUCCAACAGAUCUGGUCGCACACAUCUUAUCACAUGCAGAAAAUCCGAGACAACGCAGCAUGCGCUGACCAGGAGUAUGCCAAUAUCCUUGAAGACGCCGACCCAGGUAUUUCAUGGAAUAUCAAAUUCGAUCCCAAGGACAAAUGUCUCCCUAUCCUCACCAGCUUGAGCCAAUUCUCUCCAUUCAGCAACAAACCUCGUGUCGCUAUCCUUCGUGAACAGGGUGUCAACAGCCAGGCUGAAAUGGCCUUUGCUUUUAACCUUGCUGGCUUCGCCGUUGUUGACGUACACAUGACUGAUAUCAUCUCUGGUCGCGUAUCACUCGCCGCUUUUGUCGGCCUCGCCGCCUGCGGUGGCUUCUCAUACGGCGAUGUUCUCGGCGCAGGUCAAGGCUGGGCCAAGUCCGUCUUACUCCACGAAGAAACCCGCAAGGAAUUCAAGACAUUCUUCGAACGUCCGGACACAUUUGCCCUCGGUGUCUGCAACGGAUGUCAAUUCCUCUCACGACUCAAGGAGCUCAUCCCCGGUGCCCAAUCCUGGCCUAGCUUUGAGCGAAACGCCAGCGAACAAUACGAAGGUCGCGUUGCAAUGGUACAUGUCUCCGACCCUGACCCUUCUGCACCAUCCGUCUUCCUGCACGGUAUGCACGGCUCCUCGCUUCCCAUUGCAGUGGCUCAUGGAGAAGGUCGCGCAUCCUUUACAAUGACCCCGGACGUCACCGCACAAGACUUUGUCAGACAUAACCUUGCCCCCGUCCGAUAUGUGGACAAUACCACCCUCAAACCCACCAUGACAUACCCAUACAAUCCGAACGGUAGUCCGGAAGGCAUCGCCGGUAUCAGGUCUCCUGACGGUCGUGUUUUGGCUAUUAUGCCUCAUCCGGAACGUACCGUUAUUGGCGGUGUUGCUAGUUGGUUACCAGCGGAUGCGGAGAAAUGGGGGGAUGUUGGUCCUUGGGGACGCAUCUUUUAUAGUGCUCGCAGAUGGGUUGGUUAG
This is a messenger RNA of Talaromyces stipitatus ATCC 10500, 4092 nucleotides long. Its product is annotated as phosphoribosylformylglycinamidine synthase. The coding region runs from base 1 to 4092 and encodes 1363 amino acids. Gene Ontology annotation, biological process: 'de novo' IMP biosynthetic process. The record is from RefSeq and is a predicted model, not a curated record. NCBI's taxonomy places the organism in Eukaryota, Fungi, Ascomycota, Eurotiomycetes, Eurotiales, Trichocomaceae. Gene Ontology annotation, molecular function: phosphoribosylformylglycinamidine synthase activity. The transcript has a single exon.